AAUCUAGAGAGGUUGUGCUAAAGAAAUUGGAAAAUUUAUACGCAAAGCAGAAAGCUGUGGAGACAGAACAGCAAAAGAAAAAUUUGGAAGAGGACGUUGCUCUUGAUAUAGCACCUAUGAAUUUGCCUCCCCCCAAAGCAAGAGCCUUUUUUUCCGUUGAAGCUUCAGGAGGAAACAAAUGAAACACUAAGUGGCAAAACUAAGAAGCCUAUCAUACUGACACGAAAAGCUUUGUUUCUUCCAAAAGAGGGAAACCAGCUGCAGCCCGGGGUCCAUUUAACUACUUCAAAUGUACUAAUGGCACCUACAGAUCAAGUGGGGAAACAGGAACAUGAAGUAGCAGGACAGGUUGCUGGUAUUCCUCCAACACUCAUACAAGCAGAUCUGAGUCCUGUACAAAUUCAAUCAGGAAUGGCUUCUGUGGUAAUUCAGCUUCCAAGUGCAAUCAAAUUAAAAGAUAUUAUUGCUAAUAAUCCUGUACCCAUCACCUUGUCUACUGUGCCCGGUAAUGUUUCUACAGCAAGCUCUUUUGGCCCUGUAUCAGAUGAAGAUGAUCUGACCAUGAUGCCAAAGAUUGUAAAUGUUAUGUCUUUAGCACCAGAGGCCAAGUCUGACAUGGGCAUGGAAAUCGGCAUCUCUGACACCGAGAUGGAAUGGAAGUCUGAUGCAUGCUCUCUAACAACUGAGGCUUAUGCACGAGGUAAUGCACCAGCCCAGGAUGCAUGUUAUGUGACUGCUGAGUCAUGUGUACCAUCCACUUCUGUUCCUGUGGACAAAAAGAAAGAGGAGGUUGCAGAUCCAGCAAGGAAAAGCUGCAGUCCACACUCUAGUCUUCAUGAAAACCUACCCCAGGAAAAUGACAGCGGUAAUACCGAAGCCUCCUUAAAAACUAAAGAUGUCAGUGUGAGUGUUACUCCCCCAACUGAAACGGUUGAUGAUACCAGAGGUUCAAAACUUGAUCUAGAGCUCAAGAAAUUAACGUCUGCCAUUGACGAAGCAGGUUUAGAUCCGACCGAAUUACCAGACACCAUGGGUGAUCCAGAAGAGGCUGAUGAAACCCUCACAUCACUCCUCGAUGAAAUUGCAUUUCUCAACCAGCAGAUAAACAGUGAUACGGACGCUUUGGAAUCGGUCUCUGACUUUCCAGGGCCAGAUACAGUGUCCCAUAGCGAUGUGAACAAAUUUGCAGAUUCAGCUCCUUUUUCUUUUGGUAGAUUCAAGGAUGGGCCUGAAACGAAAGAAAAUAACAUUUCCUUCAGUCCUCUGUUCAUGCAGUUAGAAGAGGGAGAGAUCCUGGAUAAUAGCAAACUUAACGAAGGGGCAAGUCUAGGUGUUUUUGCAGGGGGUGCAAGAAAGGAACCCUAUCUGACUGAAGCGGCGGGAACAUCAAUAGGACUCCGCCAACCUCCUGCUACCGUGCCCACUCAUCAAAGGACUGAUCAGUCAAUGGGCUCAUGUUCAGAUGUGUUUUGGAGACCAAUGCCCAAGCUGGCACCGCUUGGUUUAAAGUCUUAUACCCUACCCAGUGAUCAGAGCGUUCUGGCAAGCAAACCAAUGCCAUCCUUGGCGUCAGUGGCAAUGAAACUAAGUUCACCUGAAAGUACAGAUUAACUUUUUUUUAUUUAAUUACUAAGUUAGUUGCUACUUCUAGGUGUGUACCCAUCUUACUCUGAAGGUGCAAACUUUCUCCAGCUACUUGAACUGUACGCCAUGUGCAUAUUAUGUACAGCUAAACAAACUGCCUCCGCAGCUUGGUCUCACUGUAAGUGCAACGCACUAUAAUUAUUACACGUAUACUGCGAUCCACAUGGAUUAUGGCCUGCACAACUCGUACAUUUUCUGAUCCUGCCUUUGUAUAAAUGCUGCUUCUUCACGUCAGCUCUAAAAACGCUUCUUCCAGCUCAGCUAAGACUUCAGCGAACAGUUUCUUGUGUCUCCAGCAACGAAACAAUACGAAACGAUGCUGACGCCCAGUUACAGUUUUCUCUGGUUUGACCACAGGUGCCUCUAUAGCUGCAAUUUCAAGCACUCAGCGUUCUCUCUGCGUUUUGCCCACAGUUAUAAGUUGGACAGUGUUCAUUUAGUUUCCUAUAUUUCUUUCCAAUGAAGCUCCAUCUAUGAAUACAUUAAGCCAUUGCUUAAAAUGUUAUAAUCACAGACAUUUUCUUUAGGUGCUCCCAUAAUUAACUGCAUGGAUGUGGAAAAAAAAAAAAAAACUGAAUUACCACCGAAUCUGUCACCAGUUGGUCCUAAAACAACCCUACAGUAAAGGAGCAUGCCGAAAUAUACUGUCUGGGUACUGUUAUUAAAGACAUUCAGUGUCUCUACAAUGAAAAACUGAAGCAGCUUGGCAAAAAAAGCUUAAAUGGGUUUUCUGAGAAUUAAAAAUGGAUCAGCCAUCCUCCUCAAAGUUCAUCAAUAUCUGAUCAGUAGGGGUGCAACUCCAGCACCAGUUAUCUGUUUGAAGGAGCCGCAGCGCUUGGAUGAGUGCUGCAGCCUCUUUGUACUUUGGUGGUACUUUAAGUUGCAAACACACAAAGUGUAAGAUGGCUGUCAUUGGCCAAGGCAUCACAGGAAUCUACUUGCUAUGGCCUUCUCAAACAGCUGAUCAGCGGGUGAGCGCUGGAAGUCAGACCCUCACUAAUCAGAUAUUGAUGACCAAUCCUGAGGAAAGAUCAUCCCUAUUUAAAGGGGUGGUCCCAUAGGAUAUGAUCCCAAUGUCUCAUGGGUGCAGUUCUCACCUCUGGGACCUGCAACUGUAUUUAGAACGGAACCUACAGUGCAUGCAGAGCCAGCUCGGCUAUUUCCGUUAGCCCUAUAGAAGUAUAUGGAGCGGUGGCCACACGCUGUGCUCUUCUCAUUCAUUUCAAUGGGACUUCCAAAAAUAGCCAAGUGUGGCACUAAGCUAUUUUCGGCACUCCCAUAUAAAUGAAUGGAGGGUGGCAGCGCCUGCACGAUACACCCUCUGGGACUUUGCGGGUCUGUACUAAGUAUAGGUGCGGACCUGCACCUUUUAGACAUUCGGGACAUAUCCUAGCAAUGAGAUGGGACAACCCCUUUAAAUCCUGGAAAACACCUUUAAA
This is a messenger RNA of Bufo bufo (common toad), 3083 nucleotides long. Its product is annotated as MAX gene-associated protein-like. The record is from RefSeq and is a predicted model, not a curated record. NCBI's taxonomy places the organism in Eukaryota, Metazoa, Chordata, Amphibia, Anura, Bufonidae. The transcript has 5 exons. The coding region runs from base 298 to 1611 and encodes 437 amino acids.